ACUGCGCUCUCAUAAACACACAAACUCCAAGUGGGCAUCCUUGGGAAGCCACUGAAGAACCCAGCCACGUAGGGGGACAGAACACAUACAACCGCCAAGAUGUGUGACAUGGGGGGUUUGGACAACCUGGUGGCCAAUACGGCCUACCUGAAAGCCCAAGGAGGGGACGACAAGGAGAUGAAAAAGCGCCGCCGCAGCUUGUCUCUGCCCAAGCCAGAGCAGUGUUCUGCUCUCCGAGAGGCCAUUGAGAAGGACUUUACAUCCCUUUGUGAAAGACAGCCUAUAGGGAAAAAGCUUUUCCGUGAGUUUCUGUCCAGCACCCCUGAGUUCCAGCUCGCCGCACAGUUUCUGGAUGAGUUGUAUGACUGGGACCUGGCCGAGGGCGCAGCUAAAGACAAGGCUCGCCAAGAAAUCCUGAAUAAGUACUGUAAAUCCGACUCCAAGUCCUUCCUGGCCUUUCUUAGCGGGGAAUCUGCAGAAAAAUGCAAGUCGGUUACAGACGCCAACUUUGAAGAAGUGAUGAAAACCAAGGUGCAGGAUGGUGUGAGGGAAUUUCUAAAAGGCAAACCUUUCACAGAAUACCAGGCCAGCCCAUUCUUUGACAAAUUCCUUCAAUGGAAGGAGUACGAAAAGCAGCCCAUCAGCGACAAAUACUUCUAUGAAUUCAGGACUCUGGGAAAGGGGGGCUUCGGAGAGGUGUGUGCUGUUCAGGUGAAGAAUACAGGUCAGAUGUACGCCUGCAAGAAGCUAUGUAAAAAACGUCUGAAAAAGAAGGGUGGUGAAAAAAUGGCCCUAUUGGAGAAGCAGAUCUUGGAGAAGGUCAACAGCCUGUUUCUGGUCAACCUGGCCUAUGCGUACGACACCAAGACUCACCUGUGCCUUGUCAUGACCCUGAUGAAUGGAGGAGACCUCAAGUACCACAUUUACAACAUCGGCUAUGAUGGAAAGGGUGUGGACAAGGGCAUAGAGAUGAAGCGUAUCAUUCACUAUACGGCACAGAUCACCACCGGCAUCCUGCAUCUCCAUGCAAUGGAUAUUAUAUACCGGGACAUGAAGCCCGAGAAUGUCCUGCUGGAUAGUCAAGGCCAGUGUCGACUUUCCGAUUUGGGUCUGGCUAUAGAGAUAGUUCCAGGAAAAACGGUCACCCAAAUGGCGGGUACGGGAGCCUACAUGGCCCCCGAGAUCCUGAGCAAAACCCCAUAUCGGACAUCUGUUGACUGGUGGGCCCUGGGCUGCAGCAUCUACGAAAUGGUGGCGGGCUACACGCCUUUCAAAGGCCCUGAGAGCAAAAAGGAGAAGGUGGAGAAGGAGGAGGUGCAGCGGCGCAUUCUCAACGAGGAGCCAAAGUGGGAACACAAGUGCUUUGAUGCCCCCACCAAGGACAUCAUCCAGCAGUUCCUCAAGAAGAAAAUAGAUGAGCGUCUGGGUAUGAGGAACAACAUGGAGGAUCCGAGGAAACACGAGUGGUUUAAGACGAUCAACUUUCCCCGCUUGGAGGCAGGGCUUGUGGACCCUCCCUGGGUCCCCAAACCCAACGUGGUCUACGCCAAGGACACCGGCGACAUCGCAGAGUUCUCCGAGAUCAAAGGCAUCGAGUUUGACGCCAAGGAUGAUAAAUUUUUCAAGGAGUUCAGCACGGGCGCGGUGCCCAUUCCCUGGCAACAGGAGAUGAUCGACACGGGGCUGUACGACGAGCUCAGCGACCCCAACAGGAAAGAGGGAGCAGGAGGUUUCGACGACGACAAGAAGUCUGGCACGUGUGCGCUCCUCUGAGCAGGCCCACAUUGGGCUCCUAACAUCUUAUACCUCUCGAUUAUUUGCUUUCUGUUGCACAAUAGCACCGGUGUGAAUGGUGGAUCAUGGUUCAUGAGAGGUGAGGACAGGCGUCUUUGCUGAGACAGAAAUAAUGUCUCACAACGGUGCUUACGGUUUAGAGGUGAGCUGCUUCUCAGGCAGAGCUCCGUAAAGCGUGAACAAUAACGCGUAUUUCAUGCGUCGCUUCUGCUCCACGGCUUCUUUUAAAAGCAUGCAUAUUUAAUUACGUAGUCCUGCUAGCAGCAAGGGUUAUUGUUGUUUUUUUUUUAUUUUUAUG
Molecule: messenger RNA, 2092 nt
Organism: Cyprinodon variegatus (sheepshead minnow)
Lineage: Eukaryota; Metazoa; Chordata; Actinopteri; Cyprinodontiformes; Cyprinodontidae
Gene: grk7a
Product: G-protein-coupled receptor kinase 7A-like
Exons: 4
Coding region: 100-1773 (557 amino acids)
Biological process (GO): protein phosphorylation; regulation of signal transduction; signal transduction
Cellular component (GO): cytoplasm
Molecular function (GO): rhodopsin kinase activity; ATP binding
Source: RefSeq, a predicted model, not a curated record